Molecule: messenger RNA, 4331 nt
Organism: Rhea pennata
Lineage: Eukaryota; Metazoa; Chordata; Aves; Rheiformes; Rheidae
Gene: FHOD1
Product: formin homology 2 domain containing 1
Exons: 22
Coding region: 29-3832 (1267 amino acids)
Biological process (GO): cortical actin cytoskeleton organization
Cellular component (GO): cytoplasm; cytoskeleton
Molecular function (GO): actin filament binding
Source: RefSeq, a predicted model, not a curated record
CCGGGGCGGCGGCAGUCGCGGCGCCGCCAUGGCGGAGGCGGUGGUGCCGUGCCGGGUGCAGUACCUGGAGGAUGCGGACCCCUUCGGCUGCGGCAGCUUCCCGGAGCCACGCCGGGCUCCCGUCUACGACGUGGCGGAGGCGCUGGCACUGGGCGCGCAGCUGCCCGCGCUGCACCGCCUGCUCGGCGCGCCGCUGCCGCUGGAAGACUGCACCCUGCAGAUCUCACCGUCCGGACAUUACCUAGACCUUGACCUGUCCCUGCUGGAGCAGAAGGAUGAUCUGGAGGGUUUCUAUGAGGAGGUCAGAAAGGGAAGACGGCCAACUCUGAUUCUGCGCACACAGCUCUCCGUCCGAGUCCAUGCCAUCAUUGAGAAGCUGUACAACUCCCAGGGACCGGAGCUGCGGCGAUCCCUCUUCUCCCUCAAGCAACUCUUUCAGGAGGACAAGGACCUUGUGCCUGAGUUUGUGAACAUGGAUGGGUUGACAUGCCUGAUCAAAGUGGGGGCAGAGGCCGACCAGAACUACCAGAACUACAUCCUCCGGGCAUUGAGCCAGAUCAUGCUCUUCGUGGAUGGGAUGCAGGGCGUCAUCAACCACACUGAGACCGUCCAGUGGCUGUACACACUGUCAGGAAGCCCAUUUCGCCUGGUGGUGAAGAUGGCGCUGAAGCUGCUGCUGGUGUUCGUGGAGUACACAGAGCCCAACGCCCAACUUCUUAUCCAUGCUGUGAAUGCUGUUGAUCAGGCAAGAGGUGCAUGUCCGUGGUCAAACCUGAUGGCCAUCCUAGAACAGCGCAAUGGGGCUGACACAGAGCUGCUGGUGUUUGCGAUGACACUGAUCAACAAGACGCUGGCUGCCCUCCCAGACCAGGACUCCUUCUAUGAUGUGACAGACUGCCUCGAGCAGCAGGGCAUGGAGAGCGUGGUGCAGCAGUACUUGAACAGCAAGGGCACUGACCUCGACUUGAAGCAGCAGUUCAUGCUCUAUGAAAGUGCACUCAGGCUGGAAGAUGGUGUUGAUGAGGUGCAGCCAGGAGGACGCAAGGAGCGAAGGAAGACAGAUGAAGGCCGGCGCGGGUGGCGUUCCCAGGGUGGUGGUGUGGAGCCUGGGUCAGGCACCAACUCCCCAAGUGCCAACCAUGAGAGCCAGCAGCUGCUGGGGUCUCCUGGUGCCCUGGAGAAGCCCCCUACUGAGGAUAGCCAGUCUCCCUUGGAGACAAAAGUGCUGAGCAGCCUGACAGAGCCCUGUUCCAAGAGCAUCUACAGCAGUGCAUCCAGCAUGCGUCUGGCUCUGUCAUCACCCCCAGCUGAGAAGGAGCAGCUCCUGGGCCUAGGCGAGAGAAGUAUUUACAAAGCUCGCUUUCUGGAGAACUUGGCUGCAGCCCAGAAGGAGAAGAUCUCUUCCAUGACCAAAGAACGACUCGAUAUCCUCAGUGAUGCUACACAGGAACAUCCUGCUGUUCUUGCUUGGGAUGGGAACAGGAGCACUCCUGCACAUAGCACAGAGCCACCUGGCAUAAGGUCCUGGGUGGGCCAGAAGGAUACCAUUGACUCCUGCAGUGCCAUCUCCUCCGAUACCAAGUUUAUGCUGGAUAUGCUAUAUGCCAAAAGCUCCUCUGAGCCAGGGCAGGAACAGGUCUUCCCCAAGGGGCCAGCAUCCCCCCAACCGCAGGACAAGGCAGAGAAGGAGGCUGAAUGGGGCUGUGUCGAGGGGCAUGGCCACUUGGAACAGGAGAACACAUGGCUCCACAGCAGGGCUCCUGAUGGGCCAGUUGCUAGUGCCCAUGCCAAGUUGGUACGUGCCACAUCAAGUAUUGAUGUGGAGACUCACACACAGAAAUUGGAGGACACCCUGAUGACACCCAUCAAAAAGGACUCAGAGCUCACUUGGGAGCGCCUGGAGGCCAGUCCCGUGCAGCUAAAGAUCAAAGACCUGGACUUCACUGACCUCGGGGAAGAGGAAGAUUUUGAUGUCCUGGACACAGGGUCCAUAACCAAUGGCUCCUUCCUCCCUCAUGGCAUCGAGGCAGCAAAUGCUGGCACCCUCAUGGUUCCACCUCCACCUGUCACCCACACUGGCUGCCCACCCCCCCCACCUCUACCUCCUGCAGUCCCUGGUUGCCCUCCACCUCCACCUCCACCUCCUGCAAUCACCAACUGCCCUCCCCCUCCACCGCCUCCAGGGCUUCUGGGCUCCGUGAUGCUGGAUGGCCCUUCUCAGGCCAAAAAGAAGAGGACAGUGAAGCUCUUCUGGAAGGAGCUAAAGCAGCUGGAUGGCACCAUGAGGCCAGGCAAAUUUGGCCAGGGGACGCUGUGGGCAUCUCUGCAGAGAGUCGAGGUCAAUGCUGCCAAGCUGGAGCAUCUUUUUGAGUCCCGGGCAAAGGAAGUGCCAACUUCCAAGAAAGCUGUUGAUGGGAAGAAGGUGGUGGUGGUACUGGACCCCAAAAGGAGCAACGCCAUCAACAUUGGCCUCACAGUGCUGCCACCUGUGCAUAUCAUAAAAACAGCUGUGCUCAACUUUGAUGAGUUUGCGGUCAAUAAGGAAGGGAUUGAGAAAAUCCUGACCAUGGUCCCAACUGAGGAGGAGAAACAGAAGAUCCAGGAAGCCCAGCUGGCCAACCCUGAUGUUCCACUGGGCUCUGCAGAGCAGUUUCUGCUUGCCCUCUCUUCUAUCAGUGACCUCACAGCAAGACUCCAGCUCUGGGCUUUCAAGUUGGACUAUGAGAGUCUGGAGCAGGAGAUUGCAGAGCCUUUGUUUGACCUGAAAGUGGGCAUGGAGCAGCUGGCUAAAAAUCAUACCUUCAAAUGCAUCCUGGCCGUGCUACUGGCCACAGGCAAUUUCCUAAAUGGCUCCCAGAGCAGAGGCUUUGAGCUGGGCUAUCUGGAGAAGGUCUCAGAGGUGAAGGACACAGUGCACCGGCAGUCCCUGCUCCAUCAUCUCUGCCAAAUGGUGGUGGAGAAGUUUCCAGAAACCACAGACCUCUACUCGGAGAUUGCUUCCAUCACACGCUCAGCCAAGGUCGACUUUGAUGAGCUGGCCAACAGCCUCGUGCAGCUGGAACGAAGGUGCAAGGCAUCCUGGGACAAUCUAAAGGUGAUUGCCAAGCACGAGACUAAGACGGUGCUGAAGAGCAAGCUCACGGACUUCCUCAAGGACAGCACCCAGCGCAUUGUUGUCCUGAAAGUUGUGCACAGGCGUGUCCUCAACAGGUUUCACUCAUUCCUGCUGUACCUGGGGUACUCGGUGAGUGCUGCACGGGAUGUGAAGGUGACUCUCAUCUGCAAGCUCCUGAGGGAGUUCGCCCUGGAGUACCGCACCUGCAGGGAGCGCGUCCUGCAGCAGCAGAAGAAACGAGCUGCACAUCGUGAGCGCAACAAGACACGGGGCCGGCUCAUCACAGAGACCGAGAAAUUCUCCAGUGUUACCAGCAACACUGAAACUGCCUCACCACCUGCAGUGGUGUCCACCAACCCUGAGCAGUGGGAGCAGGCUGAGGCAGGCCAUGAGAACAUGAAGAACAUGCUGAUCUCUCCUGCAGAUGCUCCUGCACGCCGCAGUCGAGCCAGUCGGGGGACAGGGCAUAUCACCCCAGCCCAGGGGUCCCCAGCCCAGGAAGAUGUUCCCAGCUCCCCAGAUGAUGCCUCGGAUGAAAUCAUGGACCGCUUGGUAAAGUCAGUCACACACAACACCAACUCUCGUCCCUGUACCAACAAGGAGCGCAAGAGGUCCCGUGGAAACAGGAAGUCCUUGAGGAGGACUCUGAAGAGCGGGCUUAGCGACGACUUGGUGCAGGCCCUAGGUCUGGGUCAGGCAGCCAGCAUGAACGUUUGAGGCAGCCAGGGGAGCAGAGCGUGCCACUGCAGCUGGGGCUCACACUGCUCCCCUCUUCAGCUGCCAGGGCUGGGGCUGGCAUCCCAAGAGAAAAGACACAGCCAUUUGCCAAGCCUCACAGAGCACUGUGCUAGCACUGCUGUGCCCAAUGCAGCCUGUGGUCCUCCUGACACCAGCACGGUCUGCAUCUUUGGCCUUGUCUUGCUUUUCCUCAGUGACCCUGAGCUCCAGGAAUAGUGGAGGGCAGGAUGGGAGUAAUGUCCCAGGAGCUGCUCUGUGGCAGCUUCGCACCUGCGUCUAGUGUCGACAAUGGAGGGUGAUGUGCAGCAGGGAGGCCCUGUGUGCCGUGGCAGUGACCAUGCACUCAGGGACCGUGUGUGUGUGCAUGGAGGCUCAGGGUUUGCCUUCUGAACAGUAUUAGAGGGGGGCAAGGGGUUGGACCCAGAUCUUCUCCAGGAACUGGGUCUGGCCAGAGUGACAAUAAAAUGAUCUAACACUG